Molecule: messenger RNA, 1630 nt
Organism: Abrus precatorius (Indian licorice)
Lineage: Eukaryota; Viridiplantae; Streptophyta; Magnoliopsida; Fabales; Fabaceae
Exons: 2
Coding region: 494-1435 (313 amino acids)
Source: RefSeq, a predicted model, not a curated record
CUGAUGGAGAUUAGUGUAGUUUGAUCUAUAUAACUAACACCGUCAUGUAUUUUACUUUGUUGUUGUUGGUAAUUUAUCGUAAUGUCUUAAAACCAUUGCCUUUUUGGUGGUAUCUUUGAAAUAGAAGUACCCUAAUCUCUACUUGAUGAUAUUACUCCCAUGAUGUAGAUAUCUGGUCAUAAUGACGAUUCACCUUUUUUUGCUUUACCAUUUGAAGCUCUGGAUUUCAACAAAAAUAUAAUAUGCAAUUGUUGAAUUCAUUGUUUGAUCCUGUAUCAGACUGUAUCCAAUCAACAGAAGUUAGAGUAAUUGGUUCGACAUCGUAUUUUAUGCAUAUAUUUCAUUGUUAUAUGUGCAAUCAUAUGGCCUUUUUUUCUUUGUUAUAUAUGUGUGUAGUUUUGAAGAUCAACAGAUUAAUAUUUUGUAUCUUUCAACUGGAAAUGUUAAAACACUUGGUUCAGUAACAGUAACCAACAUCUAAAUACUCUGAUGGAUGUUGGGGGCACCUACAUCCUGUUUGUGUGAUUUAUCAAUUAUGGAAGUGAUAUGGGGUUGUUUUUUCUAUGGAUUUUCUAGCCAAAUUGCAUGGAGAAUGUAUGCAUCCUAUGUUGAACAUGAAAAUCAGUUCUUUCUAUACCUUUCUUGCCAUGGGAUGAUAUUUCAUGUUAAAGUAAAUCCAUACCUUAGAAAUUUUGCUAUGGAUAUCGAAGAUGCAGAGAAUAAAGUUUCAGUUUCGUCUGUUAUUCUCAAUUCCAUAGGUUAUCGGCAGAAUGAAGUUCUUUCUCCAGAAGAUCUUGCCUGGGUUGAUUCAUGCCUAAAUAAAGAUUCUGACGUUUCAGAAAGUGAUUGGAUCCCUCUGAAAAAUGCUUUAUUAGAAAUUAUUAGUUCCCAAUCGCAAUCUUUCAGUGCUAAUGUUGAAGAGACAAAAAUUCCACCCUACAGUAUUAGUUCAGAACGUAGUACAUUAGAACUUAAUCAGCAAUCUUCAACUUCUCAUGUGGAAAACUUGUCAGAGGCUUCUUCAACUUUUCAUGUUAAACCAGUAAGUAUGGCGAUAGAAACAAGCAGUAAUCAAAUUCCUGAUGAUGAAAAGAGUGGGACUUUGCCAUCCUUCACUUUUCAGGGAAAUCCUUUUCUGCCAACUUAUAAUGAAGACCUGAAGGAGAAUGAAACCAUUGAUUUUGGACGUAAUCUGGAUUCUUCCACGUAUGAGAUGGAGCACCUGGCCGAGAAUAUCUUCAAAAUCUGGGAUUUAGACAUUCCAUCUGAGGAUGGUGAACUGGUUAAACAGUUGGACAAAGCCCUAUCAGAGAAUUCCUUUCAAACAGUGCCAUCACCUUUUGAUGAUUCAGCGAAGUGGAAAGACAUGGAGGAAGGCUCACUUGAUGAUCUUAUUGCCAGUAUUGCUGACUUGUCAUUAAAUAAAAAUGUUUAGUGUUCAUUUAUUUAUUUAGGUUAAGAUUAUUCUGUCAAUUAUGUUUACUUUUAAGUGUUAGUAUUGAAUUAUCCUUGCAAAAUAGGACUACUGUAGUAUAUACAAAACAUUUCGUGAUUAAGACAGUUUUGAAUAGGGAUUGUGAAACCGUGGAAGAAACAGGACGUAUAUGAAUUAGUAUUAAAUUUCAUUUAU